UGUGGAUAGGCUGCACUAUCUUGUGGUGCUCUGUGAAUAUUAUUCACCACGAACCUCCAUACAGGGAGAGACACAAUUCAUCAACACCUGUCAAGUUCGUCUUCAGGAAUGAGUGCUACAGCCACAGAGAGCCGGAGUGAGAGAGAGAGCCAGAGGGAGAAGAGGGAGAGAGGGAUACACACUUUCUCAUCUGCUCCUCCACUGUGGCGGGGAAGGCAGAUACAGAGUGAGCGAGCGCCAGAAACAGAUGAGAGUAAUGCAGCGUGAGGAGGGGGACAUCCAUCCACAUGAGGAACUGCAGUCAUUUGAUGACCUUCUGAACCAAGUAUCUUCUGUUGGCUUUCUGCAAUCAACAUGAAGAAAAAGGACUUCAGCGUUUGGUCAUAGCUGAUAGUAUGCACAUUGCUGAAACACAAGUUUGGACUUAACUACAAAUGGUUUGGUGUUGCAGUAUCCGACAAUCGAAAUGUGGUGACAAUGUUGGGAGGAGAAAAACCACCACAUAUUAAGGGGAAUCUAUUGACCACACAGAGAUUAACAAAGUGAACCAGAUUGCAAAGUUAUUUUUAUGGGGAAACUGUAUGAAGUGAUUCUUUGGACUGCACCAUGUAAAAACUGCAAGCUAAUGUGCUUUGUGAAAUGGACUGUGAACCUGUGAGUCUGUGGGUGUGUUUGUGUAUACCCAUGGGGGUAUGACACAGUGGAGGUGAGAGGAGAAGACAUUUCUGGAUCAUUAUUUCUUUAAAAUGAGAGGUUCAGCUGACGUGACUGUAGUCUCCUGUCUUUUUUCUCUGGUGGUCUUCCUAUGUGUUAUCUCCAAGAGUUGCUAUGGGACCCAGGGCAAUCUAAGCCCACAUGCCAACACUAACCCCAGCCUGUUCCCAAGCCAGAGUCCUAAAUCACUGCCAGGACAAACCCUACUUCCAAGCACCAGUCCUGAAAAUGCCAUGUCUCUACUGAAGCCUAGCCAGCUCUUGAGAUCCAAUCAGAGUCUUCGCGGAAAGUCUCAGUCAAUACCUAGACUUGACACUAUAUCUAAUCUUACUGAAAACUAUGGGUUCAACACAAACUUUACACUGGCUGUCUUCAAGGGUGUAUCAAGCUCAAACACUAAACUGAUGUCACAGCAUGAACCAAAUGUAGCAAGACCUAUCUUCCACAAUUUAAAACAAUCUUCAACCCCCCUCCAAACCAAUCCAAAACCAAGGACUGAAUCACUGUCACAGUCAAUUCCCAAAGCAGUCCCACAUUUGGUUGUGACUGGGUCUGAGAGAAAUUCUGAGUUAGCCACCAACACUAAAUUCUCUUCACUAUCCAGUUCUCAUCAAAAAGCUAAAGCACUGGACACUAUGAACCCCAGGACCUACAACAAAGCCAACCGGACUUCCCUAUCUUUUCCUAAAUCCUACUCCAAAUCUACAAAGACAAAUACCAAAUCAGACUCAAAGAUCUCCACUCUAAACUCCAGAACAUCCUUUAGAGAACAAAGAAAUCAGACCAAGUCAUUGGACACAGACAAGGAUUCCCAACAUCGGCCCAAGAGAGGCUGGAUCUGGAAUCAGUUCUUUGUUUUGGAAGAACACAUUGGAUCUGAAGCUCAGUACGUCGGAAAGCUCCACUCCAACUCUGACAAAGGCGAUGGCUCCGUGCGCUAUAUCCUAUCUGGUGAGGGGGCAGGAUCUAUCUUCAUCAUUGACGAGGCAACAGGUGACAUCCGUGCUACCAAGAGUCUGGACCGCGAGAAGAAGUCACAGUAUGUCCUACACGCUAGGGCCAUUGACCGGAGGACAAACUACUCUCUGGAAGCAGAGUCAGAGUUCAUCAUUAAGGUCCAGGAUGUAAAUGACAACGCUCCAGAAUUCCCCAAUGGACCAUUUUCAGCCACUGUGCCUGAGAUGUCUGAUGUUGGUACAUCAGUUUUCCAGGUGACAGCGUCAGACGCAGAUGACCCGACCUAUGGUAACAGCGCCAAGAUAGUUUAUAGCAUCCUCGAGGGACAACCAUACUUCUCUGUUGAUGCUAAGACAGGUGUCAUCCGUACAGCUGUGUCCAACCUGGACCGUGAGAACAGGGACAACUACGCUGUGGUGAUUCAGGCCAAAGACAUGGCAGGCUCAGUUGGAGGACUGUCAGGAUCCACUACUGUCAACAUCACCCUCACUGACGUCAAUGACAACCCUCCAAAGUUUCCACAGAAGAGCUACCAGCUGUAUGUACCAGAAUUGGCUCCAGUAGGGAAAGCAGUGGGUCGGAUCAGAGCCACGGAUGAAGAUGAGGGGCAGAAUGCUGAAAUGACCUAUAGGAUCACUAAUGCAGAUGCUGCUGCCAUCUUCACCAUCAACACUGAUGCCGACCGCAGAGAGGGGAUCAUUUCCCUCAAGCAGCCACUGAACUAUGAAAAGAGAAAAGUGCACACGCUCAACAUUGACGGAUCAAACACUCACCUAGACGCCAGCUUUUCACACCUGGGGCCGUUUAAGGAUUCCACAUCACUUCGAGUCAUUGUGGGGGAUGUGGAUGAACCUCCUGUGUUCUCCAUGGACUACUACAUUAUGGACACAUAUGAAAACUCAGCUAUUGGUACCCAGGUUGGCACCAUAACUGCUGUGGACCCUGAUAGCACAAACAGCGCUAUAAGGUACUUCAUAGCAAAUGAAGAGGACAAACCUUUAUAUUUUACCAUCGGGGUCAACAGCGGCAUCAUCAGGACCACUCAGGUUCUAGACCGGGAGGUGACAGCAUGGCAUAACAUCACUGUGAUGGCAGCAGAGGUUGAUAACCCACGUAUGGUGAGUCAUGUUCCAGUCACAAUCCAGGUCCUGGAUGUCAAUGACAAUAUCCCAUCUAUCUUUGGGGCCAACACUGCCAUCACAGUAUGUGAGAGCACCAAACAUGGACAGGUAAUUCAAACCAUCCAGGCAGCAGAUCUGGACAACUUUGCAAAUGGAAAGUUCUCCUUCUAUGUACCUGAUGAUUAUCAAGCUAACACAAAUUUUACUGUGAAGGACAAUGGAGACAGUACGGCCAGUAUUGUAUCUCGUUUGCAUGAAGGCUUCAUUCAGGACAAACAUCAGGAGUUCUUCAGCCUAGUAGUGGUGGUGACUGACGGUGGGGAGCCCCCUCUCAGCAGCACGGUUACACUCUCCCUCAGAGUAUGUGUGUGUCAAAGAAACACCAGAGGGCGCAACAGCAACAUCUGCCAGGCACAGGCCUUCUUUUCCUCAGCUGGGCUCAGCACUGGGGCCUUUGUGGCCAUACUCCUAUGUAUUGUUAUAUUAUUAGCGAUAGUGACACUGUUCUCCCAGCUACGAAAUAAGAAAGCAAGCAAAGAGCCCUUGAUUCUUGCUGAGGAGGACAUCAGAGAAAAUGUGGUAACCUAUGAUGACGAGGGAGGUGGGGAGGAGGACACUGAGGCAUUUGACAUUGCUGCACUUAGAAAUCCCAAAGGCUCCAAGCCUUGCAGGAAGUUACACACCUACAUCAGUCAUGGACCAAGCUCAUACAGUGAGGAUGACGAGAUUGAGGAUGACAUGGAGGGGAUUGUGGUGGUGAAAAGAAAAACUAGGGAGGUGGAUUAUAGGAACUAUAGUCCAGAGUCCGAACCUGCCUGGUUUGUCAUUGACUAUGUACCUCGAAACAUCAGCCAGUCAGCCCCUUCACUCCUUCUAGAUGGUCAUGACAUAUUUCAGCAGAUCAUACAGCAGAAGGUGGCCAAAGCAGACUCUGACACUCGGGGCCCACCUUAUGACUCUCUUCAAACAUAUGCCUAUGAAGGCCUUGGGUCUUUGGCUGGGUCAGUUAGUUCUCUGGGACUAACUCAAGGAGUGCCUGAACUGAACAAUGUCGACCUUGAAGACUGGGAGCCAGAGAGACAAACACUUGAAAAAAUUGUUGGAGAGCAACAGGCUACCUGCGAAGUUAACCCGGAUUCUUAAAAAAUAUUUUCAGUUAUUUUCUAUUUUUUUCUACAUUUGUUUGUUAUUUGUUGUUGCAAAUUUUACUUGUGCCAUUUAAACCUGGUCACACAAUACUGCCAACAAAACCAGUCAGUCAGUUAGGGACUGGGAUAUCAUGUAAAAGAGGAUGUGAAAAGCCAUUUAUAUGUAACUGGAGAAAAUAACACGGUCUGAAUGGGAACAUAUCCUAGCUUGUGUACUUUGCUGAAAUGGACAAAAUCCAAAGACAAGCAGGACUUUCAAGAGACAUGCCAAUAAAAUGUGUUGUUGCUGUCCUGUGCUCCUCAAAA
Molecule: messenger RNA, 4246 nt
Organism: Mugil cephalus (flathead mullet)
Lineage: Eukaryota; Metazoa; Chordata; Actinopteri; Mugiliformes; Mugilidae
Product: cadherin-18-like
Exons: 13
Coding region: 747-3935 (1062 amino acids)
Biological process (GO): cell morphogenesis; adherens junction organization; homophilic cell-cell adhesion
Cellular component (GO): adherens junction; plasma membrane; catenin complex
Molecular function (GO): calcium ion binding; cadherin binding
Source: RefSeq, a predicted model, not a curated record